Camelus dromedarius (Arabian camel) is the source of this 6647-nucleotide messenger RNA. RefSeq names its product TBC1 domain family member 4 (gene TBC1D4). The record is from RefSeq and is a predicted model, not a curated record. Lineage: Eukaryota; Metazoa; Chordata; Mammalia; Artiodactyla; Camelidae. Bases 671 to 4546 code for a protein of 1291 amino acids. The transcript is spliced from 21 exons.
GAAGGAAGGAGCGAGGGAGGGACGGGAACAGUUGGAGGAGGAGCAGCGAGCUGGGCUGCGGCGACCUGGGAGGGGAGCGGCCGCCACGAGGCCACGUUUUGUUUUUGCUAUUUUCCAUCGGAAUAGUUCUCGCAGGCCUUCCCCGAGGACUGACUGCGCCGAAGCCCGGCGGCCCCGACCUUCCAGGUGACAGCCGGUCACCCUGGUAGGAGUCAGCUCCUCCCCAAGUCACCCCCUCCCGCCCACAGCCCAUUCCCCGCCCUGCCUCCCAACGCCCGCCCGUGGCGAGCGCCGCGGCCGCAGCGGUCCUGCAGCGCCUGAGCGGGCGGCCCUCGGCGUUGUGCUCUGACCCGCGGAGCCGCGGCCUUGGAAGGGGGAAGCCCGGCCUCAGGCGCGAGCCGGAGAAAGGGGGAAGACGAUUUAACCCGCCCUCUACUCCCAGUCCGGCUACCGGGCGCUCCCCCCGUGCCCGCUGCCCGAGUCUCCGCGCCGCUCCCGGAGAAGUGCCGCAUGGGGCAGGGCCGCUGAAGCGCGGAGUUCGGGGUCGCGCCGAGGACGGCGCAGGGGUUCCGCGCGGCAGUUGGCACAGUUUCCGCGGCGCCUUCAACGCAGGAGCUGGGGGCGCGGCGCGCCUACCCCGCCGCCUCCGUGCCCUGGUGAGGCGCGAGUUAUGGAGCCCCCCAGCUGCAUUCAGGAUGAGCCGUUCCCGCACCCCCUGGAGCCCGAGCAGAGUGCCUCUGCGCAGCAGGGCCCAGGGAAGCCGGGCGACAAGCGGUUCCGGCUGUGGUACGUGGGGAGCUCGUGCCUGGACCGCAGGACCACGCUGCCCAUGCUACCCUGGCUCAUGGCCGAGAUCCGCCGGCGCAGCCAGAAGCCCGAGGCAGGCGGCUGCGGGGCGCCGGCGGCCCGUGAGGUGCUCCUGGUGCUCAGCGCGCCCGUCCUGCGCUGCGUCCCCGCGCCCGGCGCCGGGACUGCUGGGGGCUUUGGCCCCGGAGCCGCGCAGCCCAACCCGGCCGUGUUCAUCUUUGAGCACAAGGCUCAGCACAUCUCGCGCUUCAUCCACAACAGCCACGACCUCACCUACUUUGCCUACCUGAUCAAGGCUCAGCCCGACGACCCCGAGUCGCAGAUGGCCUGCCACGUUUUCCGCGCCACAGACCCCAAUCAGGUUCCCGAUGUUAUCAGCAGCAUAAGGCAGUUAUCGAAAGCUGCCAUGAAGGAAGAUGCCAAGCCUGGCAAAGACAACGAGGACGCCUUUUACAACUCUCAGAAGUUCGAAGUCUUGUACUGCGGCAAGGUGACCGUGACCCACAAGAAGGCGCCGUCCAGCCUCAUCGACGACUGCAUCGAGCAGUUCAGCCUGCACGAGCAGCAGCGCCUGAAGGCCCAGGGCGAGGAGCCGGCGCUGUCGGAGGAGGCCAGUGCGCCCCCGUCCCCUGCAGACGUUCUGGCCGAGGAAGAGGAUGGCGCCACCGACACCCACGCCGCCUUAUCCCCCACGCCCAGCCAGCCUGGGCCGUCCAGCUCUCGAGUCUGCUUCCCCGAGCGGAUUUUGGAAGAUUCCGGCUUUGAUGAACAGCAGGAGUUCCGGUCUCGGUGCAGCAGCGUCACCGGCGUCCUGCAAAGGAAAGUUCACGAGAACAGCCAGAAACCACAGCCGCGGAGGCGGCACGCCAGCGCUCCCAGCCACGUCCAGCCGUCCGACUCGGAGAAGAACAGAACCAUGCUGUUCCAGGUCGGGCGGUUUGAGAUUAACCUUAUCAGUCCAGACACUAAAUCAGUUGUGCUAGAGAAGAAUUUUAAAGAUAUCUCUUCUUGUUCCCAGGGUAUAAAGCAUGUCGAUCACUUUGGCUUUAUCUGCCGGGAGUCGCCGGAGCCUGGGCUGAGCCAGUAUAUCUGUUACGUGUUCCAGUGUGCCAGUGAAUCUCUGGUUGAUGAGGUAAUGCUGACUCUGAAACAGGCCUUCAGUACGGCCGCUGCCCUGCAGAGCGCCAAGACCCAGAUUAAGCUGUGUGAGGCCUGCCCUAUGCACUCUUUGCAUAAGCUCUGUGAAAGGAUCGAAGGUCUCUACCCGCCAAGAGCCAAGCUGGUGAUACAAAGGCAUCUGUCAUCACUGACAGAUAAUGAGCAAGCUGACAUCUUUGAACGAGUUCAGAAAAUGAAGCCAAUCAAUGACCAGGAGGAAAAUGAACUUGUGAUUUUGCAUCUGAGGCAGCUGUGUGAAGCCAAGCAGAGGACACACAUUCACAUCGGGGAAGGCCCAUCGACUAUUUCAAAUAGUACAAUCCCGGAAAAUACAACAAGCAGUGGAAGGUUCAAACUUGACAUUCUGAAAAAUAAAGCUAAGAGAUCCUUAACUAGCUCCCUGGAAAAUAUCUUCUCAAGGGGAGCGAACAGAAUGAGAGGUCGGCUUGGAAGUGUGGACAGCUUUGAACGGUCUAACAGUCUUGCUUCAGAGAAGGACUACUCACCAGGAGACUCUCCGCCGGGGACCCCACCGGCUUCCCCACUGUCUUCAGCUUGGCACACGUUCCCUGAAGAGGACUCCGACUCCCCGCAGUUUCGAAGACGGGCUCACACAUUCAGCCACCCACCUUCAAGCACAAAGAGAAAGCUGAACCUGCAGGAUGGGAAGGCUCACGGGGUCCGCUCCCCUCUUCUGAGACAGAGCUCCAGUGAGCAGUGCAGCACUGUUCCUUCAGUUCGGCGCAUGCACAAGGACAGUAAUUCUUCCUCCAGUCUUCCAAGUCUUCACACUUCCUUCUCUGUCCCUUCCUUCACUGCCCCCUCUUUCCUGAAAAGCUUUUAUCAGAAUUCAGGUAGACUGUCCCCACAGUAUGAAAAUGAAAUCAGACAGGACACUGCUUCAGAAUCAAGUGAUGGAGAGGGGAGAAAAAGGACCUCGUCUACCUGCAGCAAUGAGUCCCUAAACGUUGGAGGAACCCCUGUGACUCCUCGCCGAAUUUCCUGGCGACAGCGCAUCUUCCUCAGGGUUGCCUCUCCCAUGAACAAAUCUCCCUCAGCAAUGCAGCAGCAAGAUGGGCUGGACAGGAGCGAGCUGCUGCCACUGUCCCCUCUGGCUCCAACCAUGGAGGAGGACCCGCUGGUGAUAUUUAUGUCUGGGGAGGAGGACCUAGAAAAAGUUGAAGAAAGAAACAAGUCGGAGGAACUGAGGAGUUUGUGGAGAAAGGCUAUACACCAACAAAUCCUGUUGCUUCGAAUGGAGAAAGAAAACCAGAAACUUGAAGCAAGCAGAGACGAACUCCAGUCCAGAAAAGUUAAAUUGGAUUAUGAAGAAGUUGGUGUCUGUCAGAAGGAUGUCUUAAUCACCUGGGAUAAGAAGUUAUUAAACUGCAGAGCCAAGAUCAGAUGCGAUAUGGAAGAUAUUCAUACUUCUCUUAGAGAAGGUGUUCCUAAAAGUCGACGAGGAGAAAUCUGGCAGUUCCUAGCUUUACAGUACCGUCUCCGACACAGAUUGCCAAAUAAACAGCAACCCCCUGAUGUUUCCUAUAAAGAGCUUUUAAAGCAGCUCACCGCUCAGCAGCACGCUAUUCUCGUGGAUUUAGGGAGGACUUUUCCUACUCAUCCUUACUUUUCAGCACAGCUUGGGGCAGGGCAGCUGUCCCUCUUUAACCUCUUGAAAGCCUACUCGUUAUUGGACAAAGAAGUGGGUUACUGUCAAGGGAUCAGCUUUGUGGCCGGAGUCCUGCUCCUACACAUGAGUGAAGAGCAAGCCUUUGAAAUGCUGAAAUUCCUCAUGUAUGACCUAGGCUUCCGCAAGCAGUACAGACCCGACAUGAUGUCACUACAGAUUCAGAUGUACCAGCUGUCCAGGCUCCUUCAUGACUACCACAGAGAUCUCUACAAUCAUCUGGAAGAAAAUGAAAUCAGCCCCAGUCUCUAUGCUGCCCCCUGGUUCCUCACAUUGUUUGCCUCUCAGUUUCCACUAGGAUUUGUAGCCAGAGUUUUUGAUAUUAUUUUUCUCCAGGGAACCGAAGUUAUAUUUAAGGUUGCCCUCAGCCUGCUGAGCAACCAAGAAUCACUCAUAAUGGAAUGUGAAAACUUUGAAAAUAUUGUCGAAUUCCUUAAAAACACGCUACCUAAUAUGAAUACAUCUGAAAUGGAAAAAAUUAUCACCCAGGUUUUUGAGAUGGAUAUUUCUAAACAGUUACACGCCUAUGAGGUGGAGUAUCACGUGCUGCAGGAUGAGCUCCAGGAAUCUUCAUAUGAGGAUAGUGAGCCUCUGGAGAAGUUGGAGAGGGCCAAUAGCCAGCUGAAAAGACAAAACAUGGACCUCCUAGAAAAAUUACAGAUAGCCCAUGCUAAAAUCCAGACCUUGGAAUCCAACCUGGAAAAUCUUUUAACCAGAGAGACCAAAAUGAAGUCUUUGAUCCGGACCCUGGAACAGGAGAAAACAGCUUAUCAAAAGGCAGUGGAGCAGAUCCGGAGGCUGCUGCCAGCAGAUGCUCUGGCCAAUUGUGAACCACUGCUGAGAGACUUAAACUGCAACCCUAACAACAAAGCCAAGACAGGAAACAAGCCAUAAUGGAAGAUGUACCAUCCCAGCAGGAAGUGCUCUGAGGGUGCUUCAGAUGGGAGGAGCCUGCAUGCUGCUGGUCCAGCGAUGGACACCGGAGCCGGCAGAACCACUGAGUUGGUUCUCAGCCCCGUCAGAGCUGGGGGCCCUUGCUCUCCUUAGAGCAUGCCAGUUCUUAGCCAUUGUACAUAUGUAGACUGGCUUUUUUUUUUUUUUUUUUUUUUUUGCUGUCCUUGUUGGCUAUGUACAUAUAUAUAAAAGUGGAUAGAAAGAGUUCAUGCUUUCAGAUAAAAGGAGUAAGUGUAUAUUUAGAGCAAUUUUUUUAAUCAAAAACUUCAUGAAAUCCACACCAAAGGGAAUUUAAAGUGAAUUUCCCCUUGGACACAUGUGAAAUCAUUUUGUCUUUGUAGUGAAACAAAGCUAGAACAUCUUUGUAUAUUGAAAUAUACUUGAAAAAAAUGAAUGUAUUUUUUUCUCCAAAGAACAGCAUGUUUCACUCAGUGGUGGGGAGGUGGAAACAUUUGUGUAGCUUUAUGUGUAUCUGUCUUAAAAUCUACUGACAUUAUAUAUUUGAGGAAGAUGACUGCCAGUCAAGCUCCAGGGUUUUUCAGGAAAGCAGGGGCCUUUCCCCUGCUGCCUGCUUUGUGCCAACUAGCAUGUUGCAUCUACAUGCAUUUUGAGUCUGGACAGGCAUUACUUUAGGUGUGUGUAAGAAGGCAAGACAUUGUGGCAGAGUCUGCCCACCCAGCUCGAGAGAAUGUUACUAAUUUUCUAGCAAAUUUUACCAGCAGGGUUACUUAACUAAAAAUAUCAGUCCUAAAAAAUAUAAUUUAGGACCUAAAUUGUCUAGAUCAACUUUUUACCUUUUCAUUUAAAUUACUCCUACAGUUGUGAAUGAACACCCCUUGACUUGGUGACAAGGAUUUGCCAUUUGCUAUCAAAAUGUGGGAGCUCUUACUGUAGUUCUCUCUACCUUAAAUGAUGGAUAAGGAAAUACAAUUAUGAUUGGUUUUUGAAAGAUGAUGUACUGUGUUGAGUUUUUUUUUUUUGCCAAUUGACAGGUCUGAUAAGCUCAUAAUCAUCUUCCCCUCCCAUGUGACAAUUCCUGAGAACUGUGGAAUGUUUAUAAUGAACUGUUGAAGUUCACUGGAAGGGAAGGGGAAAGCCCUUCUAAAGCCUACAAUUCUGCCUAUGAACCCCCAACUUUCUCAGCCUGCAGAUAGAUUAUUAGAGGACAUCAUGCAUGCUGGGUGUAUGGAAGGCAGGAAAUUUUUAAAGAACACAAGGAAUUUCUCCAUGUCAGAGAUGAUGGUAUGAUAGUGCCUUGGAAAGUCAAUGCAGCGUUUUUGCCUUUCCAAACAAUAGUUCUCAUCACUGCUUUUUUGCAGGACUCAUGUUAUCGCAGAUGGAUUAUCUGGGAUACUUUUCUUCAAAGGGAGUUUGUUAUACACAAGCUACAAUGUUUUAUGAUACAGUAGAGGAAUAAAGCUCUGAAGGUUUCCGAAAACCUUGAUUAGCAGAUGAGAAACAUCUGAAACCCCCCUACAUCAUCAGUGUAAUUGUAAUGACUCGUUACCAAUCAUCAUGCCCUCGAAUCCAGGCAGUUUGUCAAAAGAAAACAAUGUCUUACUAGUAAAGUUCAUGUAAUUUCUAGGUUCUAGAAAAUGCUGAUUCUAAUUACCCCGCUCAGUUGGGGCUACCAACUGUUUUGUUGCUGGAAUUUCCCCCCAAUUUCUUUUUUUUGUAGGGGAGGUUUCUUUUUUUAUGAGGAAUAUGGCAAAUAUUAUCUGGUUACUGCCUGGUGAUGAAAAUUACCUGUGUGUCAUACACAGGUGGUAGCUAGGGACUCUUCAAGUUGGGAAAAGAAAUGUUUCCUUUCAGUUGUACGGUUUAAAGUAAAUUUUAUUCUGGAUGUUCAAAGUCAAUGUUAUGAAUUGUACUAUGGUGUUCAGAGCUUAAGUAGUGUUGGAUACAGUGUUUCUUUUGAAAAUGAUUUUUCUUUUUCUUUUGUGAUCUUUUAAAUGUUGCACCAAUUAUGCUUCAUAUAUUGUUAUAUCUUCAUCAGAUUAAUGUAAUGUCUAUUUCAUUUCCAGUAAAUACAUUGCUACAA